GGCUGCGCGCACGUGUAUGUACACGCGUCGAUAAGUUUGGUCUUUUGUGUAUCGUACGUGUCGCGUCUAUGUGAAGUACUGAUGGAUCGAAAAUUGAACAAGCAGCUCGACUGCUCGUAUUUCGUACUUCGUGUCUGUGUAGGAGCACUGCUGUAUCUAUGUAUGUGACACUAGCGCAACGAAGAGCGUAAGCGGGACUUCCGGUCGGGUGCUAAGGCAAGCCCAUGUGGUUGUUGAACGUGGUCGUCGGGAGACGUGCAUUAGCUUUACGCGUGGAACGUGAUUCCGUGUGAAAAGUCACGAUUCUGGUGUUCAGCUACUCGUCUCACAAACUUGGUUGAGAGAAGACGCUUUUCAGUAUUUUCUCUUCCUCUCGUGACGUGAUCCAAGCUUGUGGGUUUAGGUUUAAACCACUAGCAACCACGUCUACUCGUAGAUAGCCGUGUUCCCGGCGUGCUCGGCUCUUCGCUCUCUCGUAUCUUUACAAUAAGCUGACACAUAACUUUAUAUAUUGUGAUAGACAUUGUGAAAACAAGCAUGGCUGAUCUCGACGAUUUUUUCGCCAAAAAGGACCGCAAGAAGGGCAAGGGAAAAAAGUUCACCACCACCGAGGAAAUAGCCAAAAAACUCGAGGAAACUGGCAAGAAGGUAGACAAGCCUAAGCCCAAGGAAAAGCCGACCAAUGCCGAAAGCGAGGACAACCAACCGAUUGAGGAAGAAGAUGAGUGGAAGGAGUUUGAAGAAGAAAAGAAAGAUUACACAGGAUUGAAAAUUGGAAAUUUAACAGUGUCAGCGAUGGACGAUAAUGAUGUAGAUGAUGAUCGAGGAACUGGUGAUAAUAGUUCGGACGGGGAAUCGGGUGAACCUGGAGGCAAACACUUGGGUCCUUGGAAAAUGUCGCAAUCACAAUCGCAAGGCCAGCCAGAACCUGAGUCAACGCAGCCAACGCCACAACCUCAGCCUGUUCAACAACCUCCUCCAUCUUCUACUGGAGGAACUUACAAAAUACCACAUCUAAGGCAUGGAGCACCACCCCCAGAGCGUGUAGGUCCUGGUCCUCGUAUGAGAUCAAAGAAUAUAGCUCCAGAUAUCAACAGCGAAGAAUAUUUCCCCACACUCAAUGCCAAGCCACCUACUAACGAUGCAGUGGGAGCAUGGGGAAGAAAGAAACGUGAUGAAGGUUCUUUCGAAGAGGUUCGAAAUCGAGGUGCAGGAAGACAAGUUUAUAGUGCACAAGAAAAUCAACCUCAAGCUCCAAAGCUAUCCUUAGGAAAUAAAUAUGGAGCAUUGUCUCAAGAUCAAAGCUGA
Molecule: messenger RNA, 1308 nt
Organism: Phymastichus coffea
Lineage: Eukaryota; Metazoa; Arthropoda; Insecta; Hymenoptera; Eulophidae
Product: protein CDV3 homolog
Exons: 3
Coding region: 538-1308 (256 amino acids)
Cellular component (GO): cytoplasm
Source: RefSeq, a predicted model, not a curated record